This is a messenger RNA of Scatophagus argus, 3573 nucleotides long. RefSeq names its product meprin A subunit beta-like. NCBI's taxonomy places the organism in Eukaryota, Metazoa, Chordata, Actinopteri, Scatophagidae. Gene Ontology annotation, biological process: proteolysis. Gene Ontology annotation, molecular function: metalloendopeptidase activity; zinc ion binding; protein binding. The record is from RefSeq and is a predicted model, not a curated record. The coding region runs from base 1241 to 2971 and encodes 576 amino acids. Gene Ontology annotation, cellular component: membrane. The transcript has 14 exons.
GCAUUGUAAAUUAGAGAUAGGUGGUGUCUCAGACCUCCUCCUCUGUUGAGAGAUGGUUUUUUAAUUUCAUAUAGAUGACUUCUAUGUGAAAAAAAACAAAGACAGUGCAGCUCGUGAGACUUUUGGAUGUUGGUAGAGAACAUGAAUAAGGAGGGAGUUUGUAUUAUAUUGCAUUAUAAAGAAACAUGUACCAGUACAUUCAGUGGUUGCAUAAUGAAUAUAAUCCUCAUACAAACUUCCAUGAACCGAGUCUAAGAUAAAUCUCCCCCACAGCACAGCACACAGUAACAUUUUUUUUACAUUUAUUUCUAUAAUAGAAUCCAUCCAAAAUCUCUAUAGUCAAUAAAACAUGUUAUAAACAAUUGAUGAUGUCAAUGCAUUUACAUGCUUUACACUGUACUGUAGCAGUCUAGUAUGAACAGGUCAAACCUGGCUUAAAAGCCAGCAUGCUUCAGAGAUUAUUGGUUUCUGCAACAGGCUAACCUAUAAAAGGAAUACACUGGUACAUGUGACGUGACUUUAACUGCUGUCAAUAUAACUAGAUCAACUGGUUGGGAGACAUGUACCACAGAGUACAUAAAGAUAAGAAGGAGUGACAGCUUGUUAAACUUGCAGUGAAGCACAUUUUUAAAAUGUUUCUUUUCCCCUGAUUCCAUUGUACAGUUUUGUUUACAAAAGGUCUUUCUCAUCUCUGGGCCCCGUAGCUUUAAUGUUUGGCAAACAAUAAUGUGUUUAAUAAGCCUAAAGGCUAAAAUAUUUGAUGAAGUUGUGCGCUUGUGGAAGGACAAGUUUGCUAUCAUAGAUGAGUCAGUACUUUCAUUUGUCAGCAGAAGUGCAGUUUUAGAUACAUUCAUAGAUCUGUAGAUUGUUUAAGAAUUCCUUGGGAAACAGAAGUACUCUAUAUUCUACAACUGGGGAUAUUUAUUUGGGAGGAAUUUAAAUUAGUAUUAGAUUUAUUUCUACUACUCUUUACCACUUUGAGAAAUUAUUCCCAGACAUGUGCAAGUGCGUUAUUGUUGUGCUGAGCAUACUUCAACUUGCCUCGGUAAGUACAUAUGUGUCUUUUUAUUGUUACAGAAAAUUGCAUCUAUUUGUCUAUAAAUUUAAUCCAGUUUGAUGCUGUCAUGACCCCUGACUUAUUCAUUUCUAGUCUCUCAAGCCAUUGCUGAUAGAGGUUGAUGAUGAGAACUUGGACAUAACUGAAAUAAACAAAGGCUUGGAUUAUUUUGAUGGUGACAUUAUGGAAGAAAUUCAGACUAAAAGAAGAAUCUCCAGGAAUGCCAUUUUGAAUAGAAAACAUUUGUGGGACAACCCUGUUUCUUAUGUAUUAGAAGACAGCCUUGAUAUGAACGCAAAAGGAGUCAUUUUGCAGGCCUUUGAACAUUUCCGUUUGAAGACAUGUAUUGAUUUCAGACCCAGACAGUCUGAGAAAUACUACCUUUCAGUGAGAAAGAAUCCAGGGUGUUAUUCUUUUGUUUCAAAAGUUGUUAAAAACGGGCAAGUUGUUUCCAUUGGUGACAGAUGUGAUAGUCUUGGUAUAGUAGAGCACGAGUUUCUCCAUGCUCUGGGCUUUUAUCAUGAACUAUCAAGGUAUGACAGAGACAGCUACGUAACCAUUAUCUGGAAAAACAUCAAGCAUGGAUACGAGCAAAACUUUGUGAAAUUAAGCCCACAUCAAAGUAAAACUUUUAAUACUCCAUAUGACUACCUAUCAGUGAUGCACUAUGGCAAAGAUGUCUUUUCUAAAAACUCAGGAAACACAGUUGUCACUAAGCUACCCCAGUAUCAGGACAAAAUUGGCCAGCGAAUCGAAAUGAGUGCAAUUGAUGUAUAUAAACUGAAUCGCCUUUAUAACUGCAAUGCGUCGGUUUCUUUUAUGGAGUACUGCGACUUUUCCAGUGUUGAUAUCUGUGGGAUGAGCCAUUGUGAAAAAGGUUUGGCAAAAGGCUGGGAGAGACUGAGUGCUGCUGCUGGAGAGCCUUUUACUGACCACACCAACCUCAAAAAGUCUGGAGAUAAAGGUUACUUCAUGCAUGCAAGCACAGCAUCAGGUCAAGAGGGAGACUUAGCAUGGCUGGAGACCAAGAGGAUGACCCCAGCUAGAGAGUGUCAUGUCCAGUGUCUCCAGUUCUACUAUUACCAUAGCGGAAGCUCGUCAGACCAGCUCAACAUCUGGAUCAGAGAGUUCCAGGAUGAGGAGGACUCUAAAGGAGAUAUUCGCCUCAUGGAUCAGAUCACUGGUAAACCAACCUAUGAUUGGAAGUUUCACAAAGUUUCCCUGAAUGCUGCUAAGCCUUUUCAGGUUGCGUUUGAGGUGCGUAAAGGAAAUGAAGAGUCUUCAGGAGGCUUUUCCAUUGAUGAUAUCAACCUAUCUGAGUUUGAGUGUCCACAUCAUGUGUGGCAAAUUAAUGACUUUGAGAGACUUUUGACAAGCAGUGACUACAACAGUUAUCUGCUCAGUCCUCGUGUGUAUUCCACAGAAGGUUAUGCUUACCAGAUUUUAAUUGCUCUGCGAGAAACCUUUUUUGGAGUGUAUUUCCGUUUGGUGUCAGGUGACUAUGAUUCAACACUGGAAUGGCCUUGCCCAUGGAGGCAGCUGACCUUCAUCAUGCUCGACAAGAACUCACACAUUCAACAGCAGAUGUCAAAAUACUUAAGUCUAACUACUUCUCCAUCAUCAACUGCAUUUGACAACCCUCGUUUUGUGGGAAGACUUACUAGAAGUAAUGGAGAAUCUUUAUAUGUGAACCCAGCCUAUGGGAUGAUAUCGUUUCUCUCCUUGGAGCAAAUUAGGAGCCGAGACUUCUUGAAGGGUGGCACUGCUGUCUUUCUCUUUUCAUUGACAGAUAUUUCCAGUCUGCAGCAUAAAAGCUCUCUGCCUUGUCCAAAACAUUGGCCAAGCAAAUAUGAAUCUACCUACCCAAACAACUAUAACAAAGGCCCAUGUAACACAGGGGUUGGACAAAGUUGAAUCACACUAAAUUAACAUUGUUCCUGUGAGGGCUGGCCUCAUUAUGGAAACACACAUCAAGAAUUGAGGAUUCUUUCAUACAACAGGAUCACCAUCCUCUCCAAGCCUCCUUAUGUUUGCUGUCAUAGAGCCAAAAGAUUUGUAUGAUUCAAAUUGUUAUAUGGAAUUACUAAAACAAACUAAAUCAGUCGUAAACAGAUAUUUCAGAUUUUCAGUAUUUUGUGUGUGUUACAUGUUCUCACUGUAAGUGUGCAUAAAAUUUCCUUCCACUUGUUGAUCAAACCGCUGACUCAAAAAUCCCUUUGGAGCUGUGACACUGCAGAGUAAAAAUUCCACAACAGUGAAAACAUAAAGGUGAAGUUUUUUAUUUAUUUAUUUUUUAUAAAAUCAAAUGGGAAUUAAGUAGAAUGUAAUACAAAGCAAAGCAAACAAUAAACCAUUCAACACAGAAGAACAAAAAAAACUUUCAUACUUCUAUAAGACAUUUGAUAAGUGCAUGAGAGAGUUACUCUCAUCUACAUAGAGGAAUAACUUCCUGGAAGCAUUGUGCUGUCCACCUCUGAGGUUCUCCUUCUGCAGAAACUCUCAUACAAAUAGAGAAC